Molecule: messenger RNA, 1551 nt
Organism: Cyclospora cayetanensis
Lineage: Eukaryota; Apicomplexa; Conoidasida; Eucoccidiorida; Eimeriidae
Exons: 8
Coding region: 1-1551 (516 amino acids)
Molecular function (GO): RNA binding
Source: RefSeq, a predicted model, not a curated record
AUGACGGGUCAAGGGCGGGACGAGGGGCCUGACAGGGCUGAAGACCAACGGUCCCCUUCCCGCGAAAGAGCGAGGGAGAUGUCUCAAGACGGUGCUCCGCAACGAGGGCACUCUCGAGAUAGAAGCCUCCCUGGCCGUCGCUCUCUCUCCGGCAGCAGACGCAGCCGUAGCCCUCAACGAAUCGAUCGCAGAAGCCGAUCCUCACGCGGCAGCAGGAGCAGAAGCCGCAGUGGUGGUAGAAGUGCCGUGAAAUACAAUGGACGCGCAUACUACGGCGAUGAGAGGGUGACGCACGUGAUGGAGAUCGAGGAUGAUGACGCAUCCUUUAUUCUAGGGGCUGGUGGUCGUACGAAGCGAAAGCUGAGUCACGUGUGCGGGGCCGAGCUAAAUAUUGAGGAGAGGAACGGGCGAACUGUUUUGGAGAUGCGCGGCACGAAAGACACCAUCGAAAGGGCGAAGUUGUAUGUCGGCUUCGUCAUGCAGCAGCGUGUUGGACCUGUCCAGUUGCCACCAGAUGCAGAGACGCGAGACGAUCUGACCAUCAUUGAGGUUCCCCACGAAUGCGUUGGCUACGUCACUGGACGAAAGGGAGCAGGCUUGAGGAGCGUCGAGGAAGAGUGGAAUACAUUGAUGUUUUUUACAGAUCUCAGACGUGCCCGCCGAGGCAGCGAGUUGAAGGUGAUGUCUGCCGUCGAACAGAAGAUGCCUGGCUAUUUCACAGACAACAUAACGGAGGGCUCUAGCAACAACGACGGCUUCGACACAGACUACGUCACCAUUUCUGAAAAAGACUACUCAUAUGCCCUCGGCCAGCGUGGCAGCACGCGCAAGAAACUGGCGAGGGCAUCUGGCGCUAUCUUGGAAUAUGUGGGACGCAUUGCGUUUGUUGCGGGUACUCUGCCUGAGCGGAUGCGGGCAAAGCAGUAUCUUCAGUGGUUAUGCAUGCAGAGGACGUCUUUUGUUCAUGUGGAUACUGUGGGCAGAGAUGACUGUGAAGUCGUGAAUCUCCCGCUUGACGCUGUUGCAUACGUCACGGGCUCUAAGGGCAGCAACUUGCGGCGCGUUGAAGAGGAGACGGGCACGUUUAUAUUCCUGGAUGGCGCGCGUGGUGGCGGCGAAGAGAGACUUCUUAUUUUCUGCUAUGAUGUAGAUGCUAGACGGCGUGCCCGUGUAAGGAUUGAGGAGCGGAUCGACGAGAAGCUUUCUGGGAGAGCGAGACCCUUGUACCACGGAGGCGGUGGAGGCCGAUAUCGCUCUCCCUCUCCGCGACGCGGAGAUUAUGGGAGCUACGGACGUUACGAUGAUCGAGGCAGCUAUGGUGGUGGCAGUGGGUAUUACGGUGGAGGGGGCAGCUACGGAGGCAGUCACGGGGGUGGAUACAGGGGCAGCAGAGGUGGGGGCGGGGGGGGGUAUCGCAGUCGCUCCUCUAGUAGGCCUCGAGGAGGGUACUACCGUUCUCGCAGCCGCUCCGCUGAGUACUGGCGCGGGGGUGGAGGAGGAAGAAGUCGCUCGAGAAGCCCUGCACGCCGCGAGCGUUCUUACACUAGGUAG